Nicotiana attenuata is the source of this 2907-nucleotide messenger RNA. Its product is annotated as protein tesmin/TSO1-like CXC 2. The transcript has 10 exons. The coding region runs from base 233 to 2719 and encodes 828 amino acids. NCBI's taxonomy places the organism in Eukaryota, Viridiplantae, Streptophyta, Magnoliopsida, Solanales, Solanaceae. The record is from RefSeq and is a predicted model, not a curated record. Gene Ontology annotation, molecular function: DNA-binding transcription factor activity.
CAGCUGUGGUGGCAACAUCUUCUCUCUUAAGGCCAAAGAGGGGGUGGUGGGGUAUAGAUGUCCCCAUUCUUUUAUCAGCACGAGAAAAUCCACACCUUUCUUUAUCAGCCAUAGCAUUCUUAAAUUCCCGCUUCUUAUUGAAUUCCUGUCUCUUUCUUUACUCUUAAGAGGGAAACUGUGUGUAUCCUCUGCGUGUUUUGUGUGUGUGUGUGUGUGUACAUCAAAUAGAGUUAUGUCUACAGAAGAAGAAAAAGUGAGUUUAGAGAGAGAAAAUGUAGUAGAGAAAGAGAGUGAAGAAGGUAGAAAGAGUGUAAAAGGGGGAGGAGUUAAAGGCGGCGUUGUGGUGGUAAUGGACACUCCAGAGAGGAAAAAGAACCAGAUCGCAACACCUAUUUCCAAAUUUGAGGAGUCCCCUGUUUUUAAUUUCCUUAACAACCUUUCCCCCAUCAAACUAGAUAAGUCCGCACACUUUACUCAGACGCUCAAUUCCCUUAGUUUUGCAUCUAUACCGUCUGUGUUCACCUCACCUCAUGUCAGCUCCAUAAGGGAAUCUAGAUUCCUAAGAAGGCACCUGCUCUCAGAUCCAUCAAAACCGGAGUUUGCUUCUGAUAAUGGUGUUAAAGUUGAUACUGAUGAGGGUAUGUUAGAUGCUGUAAAUAACUCAAUUGAGCCCAAGGAAAGUUUUGGUUGUGGGAUUUCUGGGGGUGAAGCACCGGCUUCACCAUCCCAUGAAUGCUCAAAGCUUGCAGUUGAGCUUGCAAGAAGUCUAAAUUAUGAGUGCAGCAGUCCCAGUACUUUACCGACUGGGGGCAUAAGAGGUAAGAGUUUGCCAGAAUUUGCAGGCACUUCUGUGACAUAUGUCCCUUUGGUACAAGAGAUAUCUGGAAAAGGUUUGCUGAGGUGUGAGGUUAAUAUGGACGGGACAAAUGAAAUUGUUCAAGAUAAAGAAGAAGCUUCAGGAUGUGAUUGGGAGAGUUUGAUUACUGAUGCUACGGAUCUACUAAUCUUUGACUCACCUGGUGACCCUGAGGCUUUCACGAAAGCAUCAGGUGCUAAUUUUAGGACCUUUGAAUAUGUCUCAAAUGAAAUGCAGAAUGUGCAACAUUUUACUCAGGUUAGUACCAGUGAAUGUGGUGGAGAUGGAAGUGAAACAGAGAAACCAUCUACUCAACCCGGGGAGGAAAGUCAACUCAAGGAAUAUGCUGACGCUGAAAACACGAAACCUGAUGCUUCUCUAACCAAUGACGGCAUGUGUGUCGGUCAAAGUGAAAAAAAUGAUAAUGAGAUGGUCUCUGCUUUAUACCGUGGAAUGAGAAGACGCUGUCUAGUGUUCGAGAUGGUGGGACCUCGAAGAAAGCAUAUAGAUGAAGGUUCUGGUUCUUCUGCUGCACAAGAAGCUGAUGGGAACGUUGCCUCCAACGAUAAGCAACUAGUACCUUCUAAGACUGUAAAUGAAUAUCCGCGAUGCACUUUACCUGGAAUUGGCUUGCAUUUAAAUUCCCUUACAGCAUCCUCAAAAGAUGGCAAAGUUGUCAAGCAAGAAGCUAAUGCUUCCGGGAAACAGCUUGUAAUAGCAUCCGGCUCAUCUAUCACUCUUCAUUCUUCGGUUACUGGUCAAGAAUCUCUGGUUAAAUCUCUGCCUGAAACCUCUAGAGGAGGAGAAAUUGUUCCUUUUGAGAAUAGUUUACCCCUUAUGGAGGAUGUUUUCCAGGCACCUGGAUAUGUAAAUAGUGAAGAGUCUAACCAGACUAGUCCGAAGAAAAAGAGGCGUCGUUUGGAAACUGGAGAAGGUGAAUCAUGCAAGCGCUGUAACUGUAAAAAAUCAAAAUGCUUGAAACUUUACUGUGAAUGUUUUGCUGCUGGAGUCUACUGUGUGGAGCCAUGUGCAUGUCAAGACUGCUUCAACAAGCCUAUUCAUGAAGAUACUGUCCUUGCAACUCGCAAACAAAUCGAAUCACGAAACCCUCUUGCUUUUGCUCCUAAAGUGAUAAGGACCACCGACUCUCUUUCUGAAACAACAGGGGAUGAUUCCAGCAAGACUCCUGCCUCAGCUCGUCACAAGAGAGGAUGCAACUGCAAGAAAUCUGGCUGCCUGAAGAAAUAUUGUGAAUGCUAUCAGGGUGGGGUCGGAUGCUCCAUCAACUGCAGAUGUGAAGGAUGCAAGAAUGCAUUUGGCAGAAAGGAUGGUUCUAUUUACAUAGGCACAGAUGGGGAUGCAGAGGAAGAGGAAACAGAUGCAUAUGAAAAGAGUAUUGUCGAUAGAACAUCUCAUAAGAACCUUGUACAGAGUGAUGUCGAGCAGAAUCCAGAUUCUGGCCCCCCUGCUACACCAUUAAAUUUUGGAAGACCACCAAUGCAGCUCCCAUUUUCACUGAAGAACAAACCGCCUCGAUCAUCAUUUCUAUCUAUCGGAUCCUCAUCUGGUGGUAUAUAUGCUGCUGGCCAAGGGGUUGGAAGGGCGAAUUUCUUUCAACCUCAACCAAAGUUUGACAAGCCAUUUGAGUCGGUUCAAGUUCAAGAAGAUGAAAUGCCUGAGAUACUCCAAGGGACUAAGUCUCCAGUCAGUGGCAUUAAGACAGCCUCUCCGAACAGGAAGAGAGUUUCUCCUCCUCAUUGUAACUAUGGGAAUUCACAUUCGCAUUCACCUGGUCGUCGAAGCAGCCGCAAGUUGAUACUGCAAUCCAUCCCUUCAUUUCCCUCCCUCACUCCCAACCCUUGAAGAUCAUCCACCACCACCAGUAGGUGAACUUGGAAGGCAAUUUUUUAAAAUCUUUAUUGUUGUAGUUAUUAGUUUAGUUUAGUACACCUCCAUGGACCUUCGAGGCGCCCUUGUGCUUGUAUAAUAGCGUUGUUAUUUCCUAAAUAACCUUGUUUUCUCCUUAAUAAUGAAUCAAAGUUGUUGAUGUA